UUUUUCUUCUUCUUCUUCUUCUUCUUCUUCUUCUUCUUCUUCUUCUUCUUCUUCUCCUUCUCCUUCUCCUUCUCCUUCUCCUUCUCCUUCUCCUUCUCCUCCUCCUCCUCCUCCUCCUCCUCCUCCUCCUCCUCCUCCUCCUCCUUCUCCUUUUCUCCUUCUCCUUCUCCUUUUCCUUCUUCUCCUCCUCCUCCUUCUUCUCCUCCUUCUCCUCCUCCUUCUCCUCCUUCUCCUUCUUCUUCUUCUUCUUCUUCUUCUCCUCAAGACAGGGUUUCUUGUAGCCUUGGUUGUCCUAAAAUUCUCUCUGUAGACCAGGCUGGCUUCGAAUUCAGAGAUCUGCCUACCUCUGCCUCCUGAGUGCUGGGUUAAAAGCCUGUGCCAUCACCGCCCGGAAGAAAACGGAAUCAUUGUUUCAGGAAAAAAUUAAGAUGCCUGGACCUCUGUCGGCUUCGGUGGUUGCUACUCUCUCCUUGACCUGGAUGGCUGACAGGAUACAAAGUUGUUUAAGACAACUUUGUUUUUUGCGUCUAUUUAUGACUUUAUUUUUGUUUUUUGCAGGUGUGGUGAUGUAUGCUUUUAAUCCCAGCACUCUGGAGAAAAGGGCAAAUGGGCCUAAAUUCGAGACUAGCCUAGAUUACAUAAACAGCUCCAGGACAGCAGCUAGAAGAAACCUGUCCCAAACAAACAACAAAUUUCACUAUUGUGUGCCUGUUUGGCGAACGCGUGCCACAGUGUCUGUGUCGAGAACAAAGGACAACUUUAAAGAGUCAGUUUUCUUUUUCCACUUUUACACGGGUUCUGGGGAUCAAACCCAGUUGUCACCCACGUAGCCAUCGCGCCGGCCCUUGUUUGAAACAACUAUUAAUGGCUGGACCACACCGGACAGUCCAGAUCUCAAUGCGUCCGUGUGCACUUGGCUACAGGGGCUGCCGAGGCAGUAAAUUCAAUCUCGCAUUUAGGCAGUCUUGCUGAAAGCCGCAUGGAACCGAGUGGAAACAAGAAAAGCAAGCGGCAGGCUCCUCCUGCACGGAUUUAGCAUCAGGCUAACCUCACAGGCCAGGAUGGAGCGAGUGACUGAUGGGUCGAGGGCGGGCCAGCAGUCAGAUCGCAGGAGCCGCUCAGACACGGGUGGAUGUGGCCGCCGCCUCUGGGCGUCCAGCCUGCUUCUGUCCGCUUCGGCUCCGGAGGGGGCGGGGGGGGGUUAACAGCGCGUGGGGGCGGGGAGAAGAGGCGAAAGUCGACGGCGGUGCCGGGCGCGCGCACGUGCGUGGUUACGUGCGUGCGUGGGCGCGGCCCAUAGCACGCCGUGCGCUAGGCGGAUGUCCGGGCCGGCUGGGCCGGGGCGGCGGACGAGAUGGCGGAAGGCCGGGGCAGCCGUGAGCGACCGGAUGUGGAGACCCAGAAGACGGAGCUCGGAGCCUUGAUGGGGACCACGCUCCAACGUGGGGCGCAGUGGUAUCUUAUUGACAGCCGGUGGUUCAAGCAGUGGAAGAAGUAUGUGGGCUUUGACAGCUGGGACAUGUACAAUGUCGGGGAGCAUAACCUGUUUCCUGGACCUAUUGACAACUCCGGACUCUUCUCAGAUCCUGAGAGUCAGACCUUGAAGGAGCACUUAAUCGAUGAGCUGGACUAUGUGCUGGUCCCAGCCGAAGCCUGGAAUAAAUUGCUGAAUUGGUAUGGCUGUGUGGAGGGCCAGCAGCCUAUUGUCAGAAAAGUUGUGGAGCAUGGCCUGUUUGUCAAGCACUGCAAAGUGGAAGUGUAUUUGCUGGAGCUGAAGCUCUGUGAGAACAGUGACCCCACCAAUGUGCUAAGUUGCCAUUUUAGCAAAGCAGACACCAUUGCAACUAUUGAGAAGGAGAUGAGGAAGCUCUUCAACAUCCCUGCAGAACGUGAAACACGGCUUUGGAACAAAUACAUGAGCAACACCUAUGAGCAGUUGAGCAAGCUAGACAACACUAUCCAGGAUGCUGGGCUGUACCAGGGUCAGGUGCUAGUAAUUGAGCCCCAAAAUGAAGAUGGCACAUGGCCCCGGCAGAGCCUGCAGUCAAAAUCAAGCACUGCACCUAGCAGAAAUUUCACUACCUCUUCAAAACCAUCCGCAAGUCCCUAUUGCUCAGUGUCUGCCUCUCUCAUUGCAAAUGGUGAUAGCACUAACAGCUCUGGGAUGCACAGCUCCGGUGUCAGCAGGGGUGGAUCUGGCUUCUCUGCUUCGUAUAAUUGCCAGGAGCCCCCAUCACCUCAUAUACAGCCUGGCCUCUGUGGACUUGGAAACCUGGGGAACACUUGCUUCAUGAACUCUGCUCUGCAGUGCCUGAGCAACACUGCCCCACUGACUGAGUACUUUCUCAAAGAUGAGUAUGAGGCCGAGAUCAACCGAGACAACCCUCUGGGGAUGAAAGGGGAGAUUGCAGAGGCCUAUGCAGAGCUCAUCAAGCAGAUGUGGUCUGGAAGGGACACUCACGUGGCACCACGGAUGUUCAAGACGCAAGUGGGACGUUUUGCCCCUCAGUUUUCUGGCUACCAACAGCAAGACUCCCAGGAGCUGCUAGCCUUUAUUCUAGACGGACUGCACGAGGACCUGAACCGCGUAAAGAAGAAGCCUUACCUGGAGCCCAAGGACGCCAAUGGGCGACCAGAUGCGGUGGUAGCAAAGGAAGCCUGGGAAAACCACAGGCUGAGGAAUGAUUCUGUGAUUGUGGAUACUUUCCAUGGCCUUUUCAAAUCGACUUUGGUUUGCCCAGAAUGUGCUAAAGUUUCUGUGACCUUUGACCCAUUUUGCUAUCUAACUCUCCCACUGCCUUUGAAGAAGGAUCGGAUUAUGGAGGUCUUCCUGGUUCCUGCUGACCCUCAGUGCAGACCUAUCCAGUACCGUGUGACUGUGCCAUUGAUGGGGGCCAUUUCUGACCUGUGUGAAGCACUCUCCAAGCUGUCUGGCAUUGCUGCAGAAAAUAUGGUGGUCACUGAUGUAUAUAAUCACCGCUUCCACAAAAUUUUCCAAAUGGAUGAAGGUUUAAGCCACAUCACGCCUCGAGAUGACAUUUUUGUGUAUGAGGUCUGCAACACGUCCAUGGAUGGCUCAGAGUGUAUCACUCUUCCAGUCUACUUCAGAGAGAAGAAGUCCAGGCCGUCGAGUGCUUCCUCGGGGGCUGUGCUCUAUGGACAGCCCCUUCUUGUCUCUGUCCCUAAGCAUAAGCUAACCCUAGAGUCUUUGUACCAGGCUGUUUGUGAUCGUAUCAGCCGCUACAUAAAACAGCCUUUGCCUGAUGAGUUUCUCAGCUCACCCUUAGAGCCUGGGGCCUGCAAUGGCUCUAGGAGUAGCUAUGAAGGAGAUGAAGAGGAAGAAAUGGAUCAUCAAGAGGAAGGAAAAGAGCAGCUUUCCGAAGUGGAAGGCAGUGGUGAGGACGAUCAGGGAGAUGACCAUAGCGAGAGCGCCCAAAAGGUGAAAGGCCAGCCGAGGCACAAGAGGCUCUUUACCUUCAGCCUCGUGAACUCCUGUGGAACUGCUGAUAUCAAUUCACUGGCAACUGACGGGAAACUCCUCAAACUCAACUCUCGAUCCACACUGGCCAUUGACUGGGACAGUGAGACCCGAAGCCUUUACUUUGAUGAGCAAGAAUCUGAGUGCUUCUCUCCGCAGGCCUGUGAGAAGCACCUGAGCAUGUCACAGCCGCAGAAGAAGAAGAAGGCGGCAGUAGCCCUGCGAGAGUGCAUCGAGCUCUUCACCACCAUGGAGACCCUUGGGGAGCAUGACCCCUGGUACUGUCCCACCUGUAAGAAGCACCAGCAGGCAACAAAGAAGUUUGACUUGUGGUCUUUGCCCAAGAUCCUGGUGGUUCACCUCAAGCGUUUCUCCUAUAACAGAUACUGGCGGGAUAAACUUGACACCGUGGUGGAGUUCCCAGUCAGAGCUCUGAACAUGUCCGAGUUUGUCUGUGACCGGUCAGCAAGGCCUUAUGUUUAUGACCUAAUUGCUGUGUCCAAUCACUAUGGAGCCAUGGGGGUUGGUCACUACACUGCAUAUGCGAAGAACAGACUGAACGGGAAAUGGUAUUACUUUGAUGAUAGCAGUGUGUCCCUGGCCUCUGAGGACCAGAUAGUGACGAAAGCCGCCUACGUGUUGUUCUAUCAGCGUCGGGAUGACGAAUGCUCCAGCACAUCUUCGCUCGGCAGUUUCCCCGGUUCUGAUGGAGGGGUGAAGCUGAGCAGCUCACACCAGGGCAUGGGGGAUGAGGAGGCUUACAACAUGGACACCAACUGAUGUGGCCUCUGUGACCCUGCCACCCUCCCAACACCAGCAUCCUCCCCCAGGAGAAUAUCUGUGGCACUCUUGAAGACUGCUCAUAUCAAUCUCAAACCAGAUGAGGACAUUACCUCCUUUUAUGAGAAGAGGAAGGAAAGAGAAACCCUGCUUUCUGAGAAGGGCUCUAUGUUAAGAGGCUGGAUUAUUUUUUCUUUUAAACGGGUGGUGAGAGAAAAACCUGUGGAGCUCAAUUGUGGGCUGGGGUUUGGUGCACAGUGGCAUGUGUCUCAUGGAUUCCAAAGAGUGGAGAGGAAGACCCUGCAAUGAGCAUGGUGCAGCCAUGAAGACCCACCUGCAGGGCUGCUCCGAACUGGGUUUUGGAUUCUGGUGCCCACACUGCUCACCCCAGUAGUCUGGCCACAGUAAACCAAGCCUCCAGCAAAUUUGAUGUUGUCCUCUAGUUCUUUGCUGUUCAUUGAGAUGGGCUUAUAGUUUUCUAAACUGUCUCUGAAACCCGUUUCUAUUCUCUUGUUCUCUCAGAAUUUUCCAGCCGCCUUCCCGGUUAUGAAAUGAAGUUAGUAUUGGGCUAUUGUUUUCAGUUUCUCACAGACUCCUAGAAGUUCUGUUUUGUCCCCCACUGCCCUUGAUAAAGUGAUUCUAUGUGGAACUUUCAUUAGCUCUCCCUUAAAAGAAGUCUAUUCAUAAAA
Mus musculus (house mouse) is the source of this 4947-nucleotide messenger RNA. It is a transcript of the gene Usp4, whose product is annotated as ubiquitin specific peptidase 4 (proto-oncogene). The transcript is spliced from 22 exons. The record is from RefSeq and is a predicted model, not a curated record. Gene Ontology annotation, molecular function: adenosine receptor binding; cysteine-type deubiquitinase activity; identical protein binding. Gene Ontology annotation, biological process: spliceosomal tri-snRNP complex assembly; positive regulation of TORC1 signaling; protein localization to cell surface. Gene Ontology annotation, cellular component: cytosol; nucleoplasm; nucleus. Lineage: Eukaryota; Metazoa; Chordata; Mammalia; Rodentia; Muridae. Bases 1355 to 4258 code for a protein of 967 amino acids.